Messenger RNA from Papaver somniferum (opium poppy), 2232 nucleotides. RefSeq lists its product as uncharacterized. The coding region runs from base 170 to 1693 and encodes 507 amino acids. The record is from RefSeq and is a predicted model, not a curated record. The transcript has 6 exons. Lineage: Eukaryota; Viridiplantae; Streptophyta; Magnoliopsida; Ranunculales; Papaveraceae.
ACUUUUCUCGCAGUGAUAAGAGGAAGUCGGCCAUCCUCAGGUGUUUGCCGAGAGAACCCUAAAUUAAAAUCUCCUAUUCCUUUCUCUCCCUCGCUUCGAUUUUGGUCGCUCCAAUAUUCAGUCAAACACCAAUCAACUGAACAAAAAGACUUUGUUGCUGUUCGCAAACAUGGUGGAGCUGUUCUUAGCUGAACUUCAGUGUAAAGAUGAUGGUAAUGAUAAAGAUGAUGAUGCAGCACGAAGUAUAUCAAUGAUGAAGAAACUGGAAUCUGUUAUAUGGUCGUUGAUAACAUCUAAUGGUCGAUCUGAGUCUAGAUUGUGGCUUUGCAAUACUAUAGCAUGUUCAGAUUCAGUUACGCCGCAAGCUCAACGGGAGCUGUUUGUGAGCUUAUUGAGGUCUAAACCUUCCGAUGUAACCCUAGCUUCUCAAGUUUUGAGAAUGAUUAUUGAGAGGAGACCUAACAAAAUUGGGCAUAUCAUAGCUAAGAAAAGUCGCUUACUCAAGAAAUUCUUUAAAGGAAACCCACAACGUAUAUUGCAAUGGUUUAGUAAUUUUGCUGGUGUUGGUGAAUCUGGGCAUAGAAAAGGUGCUAGAGCGAUAUCUCAGUUUUCUUUUGUUAACCGGGAUAUGUGUUGGGAGGAGCUCGAGUGGAAGGGGAACCAUGGGCAAUCACCAGCAGUAGUUGCAACAAAGCCUCAUUAUUUUCUUGAUUUGGAUGUGCAGCGGACAGUGGAGAAUUUCCUUGAAUAUGUACCAGAGUUUUGGUCAUCUGAAGAACUAGCAAACUCGCUAAAGGAUGGUGAGAUAUUACAAAUAAAUACAAAGUUCUUUGUAGAUUGUUUUGUUGAUAUGAUGUAUGGGGAGAACUCAAAAGAUAUAUGGGAAGUCAUUAAUGAGUUCUUUCUGGAUGAGUCAUUCUCUUAUCUUUGCCAUCAUCUUCUAAUACUUCUUGAAGAACCAAUUCUUUUCAAGUUCUUGAAGUCACUUCAAAAAUAUCUCACCAUAACAAUGGAUUCCAAGUGUUUCACUCGUCCAUCUUACUGGCUAGAGGUGUUGUUGUUUAUGCUCGAUGACUGUGCAUCUGCUAGUGACUUACUUCUAUUAAAUGCCAUUCUUAACCAAAGCCGCCAGCUUUUACGUCUUGUUCGUGACCAAGAGCACAAAGAGCAGUAUGAUACAAUUGAAGAGGUUUUGUUGGAAAUGAACAUGUCCUCAAGCAGCUCCAAUGUUCCUUUCGUGAUAAAAGGUAUAACGAAAAGGAAGGCGGAAGUGGUGAAAUUGCUAGGCCUUUAUUCUUGGAUUCUUCAGUAUCAAAUGUUGCAGAAUUGUGAAACUCCCGAGUCGUGGGAAGCCUUGUUUCUCAAGAACGGUAUAAGUUUCCGGAGAGUUGAAAAGUAUGAUUUGCUACCAGAUAGGUUCUCAGAAGGAAGUGGGUCUGAUUCUGAUGGUUGGAAUUCAAGCAAAUCCAAGAGGAAGAAGAAACAAAAAACAAAAAAGAAAAGAAGAAGAGAUUCUGGUCGCAGGGAUGCCGAUGCAGAUCUUGAUGUAUCAAGUGUUUGGCAGAGUUCUGAUAGAAGCUGGUUACUCUCAUCUGAUGGUUAUUCUUCCUUAUGGAACAAGGUGGAUUUGCCAGAACACCUGGCUAAGCAUUGCCUUUCUACAUGGAUGAAGCAGGUGUUUCAAGUGGAAUAAUUUGUCGAGUCGAUUACUGUACACAUGGAUUUCAUAUGCAUAUCCCCGAAUGACAGGGUAUGGGAUAGCUCUUUAGUGCUGCUUCAAAUAGAACCUAUGUCAAUGUUACGCGGAAGUAGUGCUCCAAAAUUCCUCAAAGAACGAGCCAUGAACAUCCUCCAACAUAACCCUAGCUUCUCAAGUUUUGCAGAUGAUUAUUGAGAGGAGACCAAACAGAAUUGGGCCUUUCUUAGCAAAGAAAGCCGCCUACGCAAGCAAAUCUUUAAAGGAUAUUCGUUGGGAGGAAACCAUGGGCGAUCACCUGCAGUAAUUGCAACAAAGCCUCAUUAUUUGCUUGACUUGGAUGUGCUGUGGACAGUGGAGAAUUCACUUGAAAAUGUACCAGAGUUUUGGUCAUCUGAAGAGCCUGUAAACUCACUAAAGAAUGGCGAAAUAUUACAAAUAGAUACAAAGUUCUUAGUGGAUUGUGUUGUUGAUAUGAUGUAUGAGGAGAACUCAAAAGAUUUAUGGUAAAUCAUUGAUGAGUUCUUUGUACAGGA